Messenger RNA from Cadophora gregata, 3887 nucleotides. RefSeq lists its product as uncharacterized. Gene Ontology annotation, molecular function: protein binding. The record is from RefSeq and is a predicted model, not a curated record. The transcript is spliced from 4 exons. NCBI's taxonomy places the organism in Eukaryota, Fungi, Ascomycota, Leotiomycetes, Helotiales, Ploettnerulaceae. Bases 1327 to 3411 code for a protein of 694 amino acids.
GUUUAAAUGGAUACUGGUAAAGACAAAAGGACCUACCGGUAUCUCCACUUCACUACUUGUACUCGACUGUUUCAAUUCUCAAGCUUCAGUGCAGCACUCGCUCAGUGCUUGCUUCACAGCCCUCUCUUCCGUGUUCCCCGCGAACCACAAGACGGAAAUGCUCCACCACGUGCAGUGGCAGAGCUGUGGAAAUGAAAGCAAGGCCAUUAUUCGUCCCAUCUUUUGGGCAAAGGGGGGCAUUGCCAAUAAUGCACAGCCCAGACAGCCCAAAGAACCCCUUGGCAGUAGAACGCCUCUAGGCUCUUUGCAGCAGUAUUAGAGCGAACUGUGAGUGCUGUAGGGUAAGGCAUAAGCCUGUGGUUUUUCCACCCCUCUCUCUCCCUCUUCUGCGAACAAAACACAAGGCGAGCGGACUGUGGGCCUGUCCAGCCCAGCCCAGCCUCUCUCCCUACCAAGCUGCCAAACCCCAGAGCCGCUGAACUGCAUUUCGUUCCAGUACCAAGACCAAGACCAAGUGACCGACCGAUCGGAGUCGCACGUCUAUCUGGCCAUACGAACCAUCCUUCACUUGACCUCACACACCUUCCCGAGAACUCUCUUCCAAACUUGCUUCUUCGCCCACAAACCAAACAUAGUGACAGGACAGAAUAGGACGGACCUAGUAACAGUAGCCAGCCAUCGCGACGAUCGACCACGCGCCCGAUAAGAACUGGACCUUGCGAUCCCUGGCCGCCGACCUUGAACCGAGACGUGAGGCCACUGACGGCGCGGGAGCAAUGGGGGACGAUUUCGUCGCACCCGUGAGAGCUCUACUCAAGGCUUUGGAAGCAGGAAUCAAAGUCGCCGGCAGGCUCACCUCUUCUGCAAGCACAGUACCAGCUGCGCAAGCGCUGCAGAUUUCCGAAGCUGCCCAGAUCCUGCAGAAAUCGUUGGACCGAAGCUCCCAGGCAGUUGUCGAUGCCUAUCGUCAAAAUGCUGCAAGAUGCGGAGAGCCAUUUACCAGAGCACUGGUUGAGGACAGUGAGUUGAUUCGGCUCUGGCUCAUUAUGGGGAAGCCCUGUUCGUGGUUGCUUGCUAACCAAACGAAUUCUAGAAGCGAUCCAGAACCAGCUGAAGAACCUUAAGAACGAAGUUCGAGAUAGAAUCGACGACAUCGAGGAGGAUCCUGUAUCUUUUAGCCCGGCACAGUGCGUGGAUGCGCAGGAGGAAGCACAGAACUGCAGCACGACAUGUAUAAACAUAUUGAAUGCUCUGCGAGAUCGAUUGCUCGCGACCCAGGACCUCGCGCAGGAGAAGCCGAGAGACGACAGGGCACAGCUUGCAAGCAUGAGAGUAGAGCGCUCACCUACACUACGGAAGCCAUUACCACCGUCGGCCUUGUGUACUUCCCCAGUUGACACCCUUCAAGCCGUUUCGCCGGUGGUUGGAAGUCCCCCAGAGCCAAUGAAGCCUAAGAAUCCAUGGGCUAUCGAUAGUCCUUCACAAUUCCACCUGGGUGCGCCUGUGGGUAGCCCUGGAGGUCUUUCUCAGCGACGCCAACCUUCUCGAGAUAUCUCGCCUUCGUCACUUCCCGACGCAGAGAAUCGCUUAAUAUCCAGGGAUGUUGUAAGGUUUCGCGUUGACGCAAAUGAAGAAUUCCUCGAAAGGAGGAGACAGUCAAGACUAUCAUUUCUCAACGAAAUACGGAAAUCCGUAUCUUCCAUCGACGAGGAGAGAGAAAGAGAAUCCUUCGUUGAUGGUCCACUCAUCACUUCGCCUGCACUGGGCAGCUCAGGCAUGGCUACAAGUCCUAUCAGCGGUCCACGGCCUAGUUUCGGGUAUGGCACUUUGAUGACCAGGCAAAGAAGCCAGGCUUCGCAAGGAUCGCGGCAUAGUUCUAUUCCAGAGCGUCCAUCUCAAAGAAAAGAUAGCCAGGACUCGAUAUUCGGUCUUCGAGCUGCGCCGUUGAGCCCGCCGCUCAGUGAACAUCGUAGCUCGGGGGGUACGGAUAAUCUCACAUGGGGAAGCCUUGGAGGAGGCGCUCUGGCUACGACUCUUCAGACUCCGGAUUUUGGGAAAGGUGUUGAGCCGGGCCUUGAGGUUGCGAAUGGAAUUGACUAUGAGAAUGAGAAGAUAGUUGUAGGAUCGGAUGAUGUCUACCACCAACCUACGCCAACGGCAUCUAUGAAAUCUAUAGAUUAUCCGAUUCGGCAUGAUACUUCUUUCUAUAAGUUUGGUGGUUUCUGUGAAGGAGCCAAGGCGAUUUUGAGGGGAGAGAAUGGCUUGAAGAUUGUGAAGAGGCCAUCUGGCAACUAUAAUGUAGCUUUAUCGGCGAGGUGUAUAAAGUGUUCGUAUGAAGUGGGUUGGAAUGAGGUGGAGAAGGACAAUUUGCUAGAACGUUCCGGAAUAUAUGGCAAUAGUGGGAUCAGAUGGCGACAAAGAUUCAUAUCCAAAUGCCAUCUCAAGACAAACUCUGUAGAAGAACCAAUCUACGCCUGUAUAUUCUGCAUCGACGAGCACAAAACCACCGAAGAACAUGACGCCACAGUCUUUUUCUCCGUUUCUCAACUUUUCCGCCAUCUUUCGAAACACCAACGGCCCCUCCCAAACAUUACCGGUAUCACAACCUUAUACGGCUUCCAAGCCCCUGAAGUUGUUGAUUUUGACAUCCAUUUCACCACACCCCACCCUUCAACUUCAGCAUACAGCAUGAUCGAAAUCGCCCAGAAAGUAGCUACCCGGCCUUCAGGUCAAGCCACCAGCACUCACCACCCCAAGAACACUCGCAGCAGCUCCCGAGAUCCGGAAGGGAACCCGGUCCUCAAGUUCGCAAACGGAGCCAGAAUAGUAGGUAUCACAUUCCCCGAACGCUUUGGCGGGAAAUGGUGUAUGGGAUAUCACGACGGUGAGCGAGGCGCUUUCCCAGCAAGCGAAUUCAUGCUUGAUACGCCAGCCAAAGAAGACGUCCUCAUGAACCCACAAAGCAGCUUGAUCGCUACAGCGCGAUGGGAUUUCAAGCCAAAGGACACCAAGGAUGGAGGAUGGUUGAAAUUCAGCAAGGGAGAUAGGAUAAGUUGUAUAGGAUAUACCUUCCAGGACCAGUGGUGCUGGUCUGGUCAAUCCAGCAAAGGCAAAUGGGGCCUUUUCCCAGCGGCUUUCGUGGAGAACCUACAAGAUGGGGGAGGGAGGUCGUCGAGUUUGGGCAUUGGAAGUGGAAGGAUAAUGGGUUCGAGUCCUACGAGUGGCAGGUUAUCGACUAGUGCAGGCUCGAGGAGUGGAUUUGGCUUGUCGAGCCGUAUACCGAGUUUCCCACUAAGUCGAAAUCGGAGCUCGAGGCAGAGCGUUGACAGGAGUAAUGUUAGUGUGAGAAGUUCAGGGAGUGCGGAGAGUUCGAACCAUCAGCCGGGAUUGGAAGUUUAUACCGGGCGGUGAUGUACCCGCGAUGAAAAGAUGGAGUUUUUAUGAGGUUUAUUUGACGACAUGAUUGCACGACGUGGGAUGAAAAGGCAUGGUGUUGGUGGUUCUGGGGUUCUGAGCGAGCUAUUACUGCAGCGGAUUCUUGGAUAUGAGCAGUUGGAGUGGAGCAGGAGCAUUUGUUUGUAAAUGUAGCUUUCUUUCACGAUACCCUUUCUUGUCUGAAGGUUCCGAUAUCCAAAGAGGAAUGAAAUUUCUUCAGUAUGCAGAGAAUUUUCCAUGAGCUACGAUUAUGGCCCCUUUCGGCGGAGAGAACCAGUUAACGAAUACCAGCUUGGAGUACAACACUACCAUAACUCCGGGCAGUCACCUCGAACCGAGCUGAAGGUUUUGUAGAUGUUGGCUACAUGUCACCCAACAGAGAACAUGGGUAUAGUCGAUAUUCAGCAAAUACUUGAAGUUCCAUAGUAUCUAUUGUAAUUUAGGCGCUUUUC